AUGCCUCCGAAAUUUGACAAAUCCCAACUUGAAGCUUGUUUUCAGUUCAGUGGUGAUAAAACACAGAUUUAUUGUACCGUAUGCUCACCAAAAAACAUCAGCCUUACUCGCAAAUAUUUUGCAGUCAAGAGCCACAAGGACCAUAUGCAAAGUAAGGGCCAUGCUUCUGCCUUAAAACAACUUGAGUCGGCUCGUCUACUAGAGAAAAACCGGCGACAUCAGCAAGAGGAAGAUCUUCAGAAAGAAAGGGAAAUGGCGCCUGCGACACUGGCCAGCUUACCAAAUGACCGUCCAAUUCCAACAUCCUCUGCUUCACAAAACCUUCCACUCUCAUCCAAAGACUUCUGGGUCAAUGCUGAUUAUGAUUUGGGGCCAAAUCCUGACGUUGAGGAACAAGAGAGACAGAAAAUUUUUGAGUGGGAUAUGGAUGAUCUGGAGAAUUGGGGAGAUGAAAGGCUGGGAGAGGCGGUUGGUUUAGAUGACAAAACCACUACAGAAGAAGGGUAUCGACAUGCUGCUGAACAGGAGGAAGAAGAAAUGUUGGUGGAGAUGAUGGCAAACGCAGGCAAGUAG
Messenger RNA from Marasmius oreades (fairy-ring Marasmius), 573 nucleotides. RefSeq lists its product as uncharacterized. The record is from RefSeq and is a predicted model, not a curated record. Bases 1 to 573 code for a protein of 190 amino acids. NCBI's taxonomy places the organism in Eukaryota, Fungi, Basidiomycota, Agaricomycetes, Agaricales, Marasmiaceae. The transcript has 2 exons.